AUGUCUCGCAGAGCUAUUUUCCGUGACAUCACAUGUCGAAACACAUUCAUUUGCCAGUCCUGCUGUUCGUCUUUAGGGACCACCGUCGCCCCGCAAUCAUGGACGAUUCGACAUAGCUCUCGCGUGGCCCAGUUAGGAGCUCGCCCUCGAUCUCGUCCCCAAAAUGCACAGCAGAACAAACCAACAACCAAUCAAGCUUCCACGACCGAGCCCAAAAAUAGUCAAGCUGCUGCGACGCUUCUCAGGGAGCUGACGGCGAAACGAAAUGGAGAACCGACUUUACGUUUCUUUGAGAAGGAUGAGGCAGGUCGCAUCGAACCGCUGCAGGGUGAAGAUGCAUAUAGAGACUCUCUUGGUGGCGUCAAAGAUAUGGAGCGGGACUUUAAAAAGGACUUUGCGUCUGAUGUGAAGAACACAUUGUCACGGCUUAAAGAAGAGGGCGGCCUGGGUUUGUUCGGAAUCGACAACAUCGACUCUAUUGCGAAUGACUUCGAGGAACGCCUCGGAUCCUCAAAUAGUCCGGAAGAGAUGAUGGAACAGCUAGACGCUCACAUCAAAGAUUUGGAAAAACAGCUCGAGGAAAAGGGAUUUGACGUGAGCGAAUUCGACGACUCGGACCCGAUCGCAACCUUAGGAGUCAUCGAGGCAACGACUCGAAAGGAACCCUCAGAACGCAGGACGAACCUCCCGAUACCACAGAUACCAGAGAAUGCAUGGAACUUUAAUCAGCGAAAGCGCAUAAACCGGUUAAACCAGAUCCUGAAGAGGACGACGAAAGAAAUUAGAAGAGGAGAAGAGGUGACAGGAAAGACCGUGCAAUCAGUCUGGAAAAUUUACAACUUAACUCGGCCGUCUCUGGCAAAGGCAUGGGCAAACGUACCUCACGACGUUUGGGAUCUACUUUGGCAAAUCUUGUCACUAGAUGAGGCUAAGAACCCUAGCCGACUUACAUACCUUUCAAUGCUGGCGAGAGACAUGAGCGAGGCCAAGGUCGCUUUGAGCCCGUCGCAACAGUUGGUGACGAUGGAAGCCAUGUUUGUGGACGGAUGGGAGGCCAAGGCGAUCGAAAAUUGGAAACGGUGCAUGGCAACCCUUGGCGACAGCGGUGCCGACACUUUCCAAGACUUCUGGGAGCUCGGAGUACGCAUGUUCUGCCAAAAGGGGGAUGUUGUCCAGGCAGAACGUGCUGUAAGCAAACUACUAGAGCGGCAGCUUGACCCUCGAAUUCUGAUGCCGCUCAUCAGAAGUUGUGCAGCAAACCCCACGAAUGAGUUGAGAGCUAAGGCCUGGGAUGCCUACCGACGCAUGAGAGACCUCCUUGGUCCUUCCAUGGGCUUGGAAGACUACGACCAGGUCAUUUCAUUCUUCUUAACAACGAACCAGACCGAGCUUGCCCUCCAAGCUUUCGUUGACAUGAUGAGUUCAGGAACUGUUGAUCUCAGGGGGCAGGAUAGUCUUCCAUCCCAGAUUGGCAACAAGUUCUUCUUCGGCAAAUGGCUGAAACGGCUCAUCGGCGCUGGGGAUUUCGAUGGAGCACACAGUGUCUUCAAAUUCAUGCGCUCCAAGGGUAUCGAAGCGGCCAGUAUCCAAAUUAACGGGCUUAUUGGGGCUUGGCAAAGAUCAGGCGGCGCUGAAAACUUGCAAAAGGCGGACGAGCUAGCAUGGGAGAUGAUCAAUGCUCGUAUCAAAUUCGUUUGCAACCGCCGCCGACUCUCGGGUAUGGAUGGCCCUAUUCGUACUGUGGAAGUGUCUGGAAAAGCCGAAACAGGCGCAAUGCCCAAGGCAACACUCGAGACGUUCUCUCUUCUUGCUGAGAACUACCGACUUCGGACUUUACAUGACAAGUUAGAAAAGCUUUGGGAUGCCUCCAGAGAAGCUGAGAUCAGCCCAGAUGCAUUCAUGAUGAACCAGCUGAUGGAGUCGUACUCCCAGGCCGGCCACAUCGCGGAGGCACGGGAGCUGUACCGCAUGCUUGUCCACGAGCGCCAGGUGAAGCCCGACUCGUACACCUAUAUGGCAUUAUGGAAGAUGCUAGGCGUGAACAGGCUCCACAAACUCGACGGCGACCAACAAGCUGAGGAGGUGAAGCUCACGCGGGAAACCUUUGCAGAGACUAUUCGCUUUGCUCACGUUUUCGAGGGCGGCGGUCUAGACGGCCAGUUGGCAAGAAAAAUUCUGCAUUCUUUCCGCAGGUUAAAGGAUAAUCUUGGGAUUGUCAUUAGUCUGCGGGUCUUUAAGGCGGUCUUCAACUUCACGCCACCGGAGGUGCUCGCCCUUGAGAUGCUGAUGGACACUACAAGCCUUGCCUGGGAUACAGCUACAGCGAGGCAGAAGCUGCGACUCGUAAAGCGCAAACUCGAUGCUUUUGUAGAAGCACGGCAAAGGCAGCCUGGACAGCCCAAGACGCUCGACGAGAUGCCGCCACAGCAACGUGGCGAAGAAAUGUGUGAUUAUCUACAGUUCAUGUACAUCCAGGAACUUGGUGUGGUGCCGGAGGAUUUGAUGGCACAGGUGGCCAAAGAGAUGGGAGUGUAUGAUAUUAUCGCCAAAAAGGCCUAG
Messenger RNA from Colletotrichum truncatum, 2559 nucleotides. RefSeq names its product pentatricopeptide repeat domain-containing protein. Gene Ontology annotation, molecular function: protein binding. NCBI's taxonomy places the organism in Eukaryota, Fungi, Ascomycota, Sordariomycetes, Glomerellales, Glomerellaceae. The record is from RefSeq and is a predicted model, not a curated record.